Messenger RNA from Odontomachus brunneus, 354 nucleotides. RefSeq lists its product as uncharacterized. The record is from RefSeq and is a predicted model, not a curated record. Gene Ontology annotation, cellular component: transcription regulator complex; nucleus. The transcript has 2 exons. Gene Ontology annotation, biological process: regulation of transcription by RNA polymerase II. NCBI's taxonomy places the organism in Eukaryota, Metazoa, Arthropoda, Insecta, Hymenoptera, Formicidae. Bases 1 to 354 code for a protein of 117 amino acids.
AUGUCGGACACAGAGCUCUUUUUUGAAGAAGAUAUUAGCAUUGAUCGAGAGCUAAUUGUUGUGGUUCGAGCAAAUCGGUUUUUAUACAACAAGACUGAAAAGUUGUAUGCCAAUGGAGACGUAAAAACCGAAGCAUGGAAGCAGGUUGGCGCGAGCCUAACUAAUCCAAUAGAAGGUCCUGCUGCCGAGAAGAGAUUUUAUGUUCUGAGACAGCGCUUUGGGACAGAGCGGAGAAAAAUUGUGCAGUCCAUGCCAAGAUCUGGAGCUGGAGCAGACCAGUUUACAUACAAAUCAAUGUGGCCAUUAUACAAGGACCUCAUAUUCUUGGAGGAUAUUAUCAAACCUAGAAAGUAA